AUGCAGUUCCGAGCACUGAUCGCGGCAGUGGUACCGACGCUGCUUUCCUGGCAGGUCAGGGCGGACAGCGCCAGUAGUUCGACCAGUACCCUCAAGUUCGACGCUCAAAAGCCCACCUUCACCUUCGACUACAGCACUACGGUGCCCGACAAGACCAACUGGGUGGCCGUCUACCCCAAGGGCUACGACCCAAGCGUCGCCGAGCAGCGCACCCAGUAUCUCUACUGGGCCUACGCGCCCGAAAGCAGCGGCACCGUUCAGAUCCAACCUGCGUGGGCCUAUCCCGGCGAAUACUCUGCCUGGUUCCUGGCUCAGAACGGCUACAACAAGCUCGCCGGUCCGGUCCGGGCGCUGAACCGCGGCGAGACGGGGCCGAUCGAGUUCAUCGUGAGUAAAUUCACUACGCAAAACGCCCGUGAAAAGGAGCGCUUCACCGCGCGCGUGAGAGGUCUGGUGAAGAACCGGCUGCAGCCGCCGCGGUUCACGCUCCUCUCGGACUCGUCCGAGUCCGGCUGGGUCGAGGUCGGCAGCGACGGCCUGAUCUCGGGCACGCCGGCCAAGGGCGACCGUGGCACCACGACCAUCGUGGUGGGCGCGAUAGCCGAGAACGGCUCCAAGACGACACUCCAGGUAUCUGUCCCUGUGGUCGCCGCGGACGCGCCCAUGGUCGACCAGCUCAAGGUGACGACGAUGAACAUCUGGGUCGGUGGCGCGUUCGUGCACAACAGCCACUACAAGCAGGUCAGCUACCUGGCGAGCACCAACGCGGACGUCAUCGGACUGCAAGAGACGGUCAAGCCCGGGGACGCCGGCACGCGGCUCGCCAAGGCGCUCGGGUACUACCACCACGACAAGGGCGACAAGGCGAUCCUGUCGCGGUACCCGAUCGUGGAGGCGCUCGAGGCCAACGGCGCGGCGGACGGGGUGCACAUCCAGCUGGACGGCGAGGACAGCGAGAUCAUCUUCUACACGGCGCACCUCGGAUACGACCCGUACGGGCCGUACGACUUUUGCUUCAGCAACAUGACGGCCGAGCAGGUGACGGGGCGCGAGGCCGAGUCGGGUCGCACCGGGCAGAUCAUGGACAUCUCGGCGGGCAUCGCCCAGCUGAUGCCGGACGCGGACCGGGUGCCCGUGUUCCUGACAGGCGACUUCAACGCGCCGUCGCAGCUGGACUGGACCGAGGCGACGCGGGACGCGCACUGCGGCGUGGGCUACUACGAGUGGCCGACCUCCAAGUACCCGCUCGCGGCCGGCCUCAAGGACACGUUUCGCGAGCUGCACCCGGACCCGGCGCAGGACCCGGCCGACACGUGGUCGCCGCUGCACCCGGCGUCGCAGGAGCCGCCGGACAGGAUCGACUUCAUGUACUACGGCGGCAACGGGGUGAAGCCGCUGGAGAGCUUCCCCAACGUGGUGGGCACGCCCAAGUUCGAGCCGGACCAGUGGGAGAACGAGUGGCCGACGGACCACAAGAGCUUCGAGUCGCUGUACCAGCUGCUGCCGAGUGCGCAGAGGAAGACGAGGGACCAGUGGUCGGGACGGUGA
Cordyceps fumosorosea ARSEF 2679 is the source of this 1548-nucleotide messenger RNA. RefSeq names its product exonuclease III. Bases 1 to 1548 code for a protein of 515 amino acids. The transcript has a single exon. Gene Ontology annotation, molecular function: catalytic activity. NCBI's taxonomy places the organism in Eukaryota, Fungi, Ascomycota, Sordariomycetes, Hypocreales, Cordycipitaceae. The record is from RefSeq and is a predicted model, not a curated record.